Messenger RNA from Pistacia vera, 1265 nucleotides. Its product is annotated as metacaspase-3-like. The record is from RefSeq and is a predicted model, not a curated record. Lineage: Eukaryota; Viridiplantae; Streptophyta; Magnoliopsida; Sapindales; Anacardiaceae. Gene Ontology annotation, biological process: proteolysis. Gene Ontology annotation, molecular function: cysteine-type endopeptidase activity. The transcript is spliced from 5 exons. Bases 75 to 1088 code for a protein of 337 amino acids.
CCAAAUAAUCCAACCCAUCUCACCAAUCCUAGUGUAAUUUCAGCAUAUAACACACACAAAUUAGCCAGCAAGCAAUGGCAAGCAGAAGCCAACAAUGCGGCGGAUGUGGAGUGUAUCAUCAUAUACCACCACACUUUCAGUCCUUCUGUUGCCCUGCAUGUCGGGCCAUCACCUGGGUUCGACCGUAUGAAGCUGGCGGUCUUGUUAACAUUGUUAACAACACCAUGCCUAUUGUCCAAACAGAAACUUAUCCCGCACCUCGACCGGCGUUGCCUGCUCCUCCGGCUUAUGGGAAGAAAAGGGCUGUGCUUUGUGGAGUGAGCUAUCUUCAAACUACUUACAAGCUCAAAGGAAGCAUCAAUGAUGUUCAGCGCAUGAAGUAUCUUCUCGUUGAGAAGUUGAAGUUUCCUAGCGAGUGCGUAGUCACGCUUACAGAAGAAGAGAGAGAUCCAAUGAAGAUUCCCACAAAGCAGAAUAUCCUGACAGCCAUGCGAUGGCUGGUACAAAAUUGUCAAGCGGGAGAUUCCCUAGUGUUUUAUUUCUCGGGCCAUGGCCAUAGGCAGAUCGACUGCAGCGAAGACGAACCUGAUGGGUUCGAUGAAGCACUGUGUCCUCUCGAUCACGCGACUGAAGGACUACUUGUUGACGAUGAAAUCAAUGAAACAAUCGUAAGGCCGCUGCCCCAUGGGGCCAAACUUCAUGCUAUUGUUGAUGCAAGCAACAGUGGAACUGUUCUUGACCUACCACUUAUUUGCAGGAUGAAAAGUGAAGGAUUUUAUGAGUGGGAAGAUCAAACAUAUGGGACACCGAGACCUAUUUACAAAGGAACAAGAGGUGGCCUGGCCGUCUGCUUCAGUGCUUGUGAUGAUGACCAAAGCGCAGCCCGAACUCCUGCUUUUACUGGCAAAAUGGCAGGUGCCUUGACUUUUAGCUUCACUCAAACUGUUCACAAUGAACCUGUAUUAACGUACGGUCGCUUGCUUAAUGCUAUCCGCUCUUCAUUUCGGAAAAACAACCAGUCGAAUCAGGAGCCUCUCUUGACAUCAUCUGCGCGAUUUGACGUUUAUUCAAAGAAAUUCAUACUGUAAUAUGUUUUUGUUUUUAAUUAGCGUGUGCGGGCUUUAUGCCUAGCCAGUCCUCUUUUUCUGAAUCGAUAAAAUAACCAGUGAGGGUACCAUUGGGGACUAUUGUACUGCAAUGUUUUUAUUUUCCUAAAUAAAUAUUAUUAUUAAAUAAAGAUAGCGAAAGUAUCAGCUUUUCGUUUA